Molecule: messenger RNA, 567 nt
Organism: Aspergillus tubingensis
Lineage: Eukaryota; Fungi; Ascomycota; Eurotiomycetes; Eurotiales; Aspergillaceae
Exons: 2
Coding region: 1-567 (188 amino acids)
Source: RefSeq, a predicted model, not a curated record
AUGCGUUCAAUGAUCCCUUUUCUAGCCGCCGGCAUCUCUCUCCUCGCCAACACCGCCACAGCCCUCUAUUGGAUUCCCCUUCCAAAAGGUAACGGCUUCUUUCUGAUCUAUGCCGCAGACAACGACCAAGAGGCCAUCGGCUGCCUUGCCGAAGACGGCAAAUGGACAAACGGGCAGGUCACUGCAUGUGGUAUCCCCUAUUCUGAUGGGGAGGGAUACGUGGAAGGGUUUGACGGCUACCUCAAAGUGAAUUCGAACCGUGUCAUUACGACUGCGAAGGAUGAAGCUGAUGCCUCGGAUUGGGGUUCAUCUGCCACUGUUGACCUCACUAUUUCUCUCAUCUCGAAGGCUCUCCCGGCAAUGAUUCUGGCUGAUGGUGGUCAAUACCUGGACUUCGGUGGUGGUGGACCCUUUUGGUAUGCUGCGGCUGCUCCGUCGGGGGCGGAAACGGUUGAACUGAAUGCUGUGCCUAUGGAUGGGGAUCAGGUUCAGAAUGUUACGCUGUCGUGGCUGGACUAUGAUAGGUAUAAGGCAUGGAGCGCGUCUAACGAUGCUGGCGAAGAAUGA